This is a messenger RNA of Prorocentrum cordatum, 2547 nucleotides long. NCBI's taxonomy places the organism in Eukaryota, Dinophyceae, Prorocentrales, Prorocentraceae. The record is from the annotation of a GenBank genome assembly.
GAGCCGGGAGGCUGCAGCGGCCCGCUCGCGGUGUUCUACGGCACGGGCGCGGAGGCUUCCGCGGGGCACGGCGGCCGCGCGCCCGGCGAGGGCGAGGGCGAGGGCGAGGGCGAGGGCGAGGGCGAGGGCGAGGGCGAGCUGGGCGCCAGGUGCUGCAGGUGCGGGGACGGCUCCGCCGCGUGGUCCGCGAGCGGCGCGUGCUCGCCCUGCCGCGGGGACGUCGAGCUGCGCGCGCGGGCGCCCCCCGGCUGCGACCCCGCGGGCGAGGGCUUCCUCGGCAGCCGCAGGUGCGUCAGCGAAUGCAGGGCCGUCCUUGCCGAGGCCGAGGCCUCGGCCCCAGGAGCGGGGGCGACCGACGCCGAGGCCCUGGCGUUCUUCGAGUUCGGCGCGGCGGCGCAGGACCUGCGGGACUUCGCGUGUUUCGGCGCGGUCAGCUGCCUCGAGUGGCCAGACCUCUGCCUGGAGCAGAACGUGCGGCGCACCCCCGCGGUGGUGUCCUACCCGCCAAACCAGGGCAGCUCGCGGUUCCAUUUCGGCAACAUCGAGAAGCAGUCGCUUGUCAGGCUGCUUCUGAGUCAGGCGGAGCCUCGAGACCUGACACAGCAGAUUACUUUGGAAAAUAUACAGCAGUUCUUGGCGAGCCCGCUGAAGCCCCUAAAGGUCCUGCUCUUCUCCGAGGAGCCCGUGAGCCGAGGCUUCGCAAACAUGGCCCUCCUCUCGUCCGACAAGGCGCUCCGACCUCACGUGGACUUUGGCUUCGUUUCUAAGACGGCCGCCGCGCAGUUGUUGAAGCGCUUUGGGAUUGCGGAGGUCCCCACGAUCAUACUGCAGCGCGGCAUGGACUCAUCUUCGCGGAAGGUGCUGUCGGGCGCCGCGUGGAUCUUCGACGAGCUCCGCAUGUGGCUCGUCGACUACGUGCAGGAGAGCGCGAUGCGGGGCGGCCUGAACGCUGUGAGAGAGCCCGCACCUCAGGCCUGGCGGCCCGCGCCGCGGCGCCCCGCGGCCAACGAGCAGGUGCCAGAGCUGCACAGGGAGAGCUUCGAGACGCUGCGCGCCAGCAAAGCCGACCUGCUUGUCUACGUGAGGGAGGGCGAGCUGGAGGACCAGGAGGCCAAGAUGCUGGCCGCCCUGCAGCAGACGUUCGGGCAGCAGCUCGCAUCCUCCCGCGUCAGGCUGUCGUGGGCGUGGCUGGACCUCGAGCAGGAGCCCCUCUGGCUCGACGCCUUCGGGGUGCACGCACUGCCCACCGCCGUCUACGUGAAGCCCAACCGGAACCCGAGGUUCGCGGCCCUCGCCCACGAGAAGUCCGCCUCCGGGCGCGCCCUGCCCGCGGACGCCGCGUCCAUCCGCGCCUUCCUCGACGAGGUGCUGGCGGGCAGCAUGAAGUUCAGGCCGCUGCAGGCCGCGCAGCUGUCGCAGUGGUCCGACCGCUCCGCCGCGGCGAAGCCGGGCGCGGCCGCGGGGGGCGCGGCCGGCCGGCGCAAGGCCCGGGCCAAGUACCGUAGGCUGGAGUACGGCGCGGGCGGCUGCCCGCCGGGGCAGGAGAUCAGGUCCGCCAAGGAGUGCGAGAAGGCCAUCAAGUCCUUGGGCCUCAAGACCGAGCCCAAGUGGUCGUCGAACUACGGGGGCGUGCCGCGGUGGUGCUCCGUCCGGGAGGGCAGCUCGAAGAGCAGCCCAGAGCGCCUGCACUUCAACUCCGCCAAGGAGGGCCAGGGGCGCGCGGACCUCGCCCCCGUCUGCCACGUGGGCAGCAGUGCCGCGGAGGGGGCCGCCCCAGCGACCGAGGGCGACGCGGCCACGGCGGACUCGGGCACCGCGGCCGCGGCGCCAGAGGGCAGCGAGCGGCUGGCCUCGCGGGCGGAGAAGGAGCGGGGCGAGGUGCACGACGCGCGGGCCAGGCAGGACGCGGUGCGGGACCGCGUCUCCGAGGCGCUCGCCGGCGUCGGCGGCGUCCCCGGCCUGGAGGAGCUGCUGCAGCGGGUCGUGGAUCAGGUUGCCCAGCAGGAGCAGGGCGUGCCGCCCUCGGGGCAGGCCGCGGGGCAGGCCGCCCAGGGCGCGCCCGGCGCGCCGCCGCCCUCGGGGCAGGAGGAGGCCGCCCCCGCGCCGCAGGAGCAGCCCGCGGGGCUGCAGCACCUGACGCGGCACACGCGCCGGCCGCUCUUCGGCCAGCCGGGCUCGUGGCUGCUGUACUUCAGCGACGGCGAGCUCGCCCCCUCGGAGGAGGCGAUGUUGGCCAGGCUGCAGGAGCACCUGCGCUCCCACCGGGAGGCGGGCGCGCUGCGCUUCGCGUGGAUGAACCCCCACGACGAGCCCGAGCUCUUUGGCCUCUUCGGGGCCCAUGGCCGCGGGGUCGAGGCGCUGCCCUCUGCUGUCCUCCUGCAGGCGGAGCGCGGGCGCGUGCGCUUCCUGCCCGCGAGGCACCAGCGGCGCGCUGGGGCGGCCCUGCCCGUCGACGAGAAGAGGCUCAAGGUCCUCCUCGCGGAGGCGCUGGUCGAGGAGCCGGACUUCACGCCCUGGACGGAGUGGCCGGAGGGCCAGCGCCGCUGA